CGCCAUUUGCACAUCACACCACCAACACGACACACAUGCAUAUACAUACAUACAUACACAUAUAUAUAUAUAUCUAUCCCCACACGAGCAGUGAUGAUGACGUGUUCGCAUUCGACGUCAUUCCGUGCGUCGUCGUCUUUCGAUUAUAUAUUCUGAGUCCAUCCUCGAAGUUUCCGCGCCGUUUCCACUCCGAACCCUAUACGCGAGUUGGGAAGGGCAGAUAUAGCAAUUGAGAGAGGAUGGUGUUGGGGAGUAUAUGGACUCUGUUCUGCGGGGACGAUGACUCUGGAUGUUGGACCGUCCACGGCACUUCUUGCCGUGCUGAUCUGAUGUUCUUGAUGCAUCCUUCUUCCUGCACCAAUCAUGUCGUGACAAUUAGUUUCGAUGUUGUGCUUUUUAUCAUGCUCUUGUUCACUGUUUUAUCCAAGGCAUCAUCCAAAUCAUCGGUUUCGUCUCUAAGAAACAAAUCAAGGCUGCAGAUUGUAUCAGCUAUGUAUAAUGGCUUUCUUGGAUUAGUUUAUUUAUUUAUGGGAAUCUGGAUCUUGGAGGAGAAGUUGAGGAAAUCGCGGGGUGUUUUGCCUAUGCAUUGGUGGAUCCUAUUCGUGCUUCAUGGACUAAUGUGGUUAGUCGUCGGGUUGCUUGUAAGCCUCAGGGGACAGUUUUAUUCGAGAGCUCCAUUGAGGUUGUUGUCGAUUCUUGCAUUCCUGUUUGCUGGAAUAAUGUGUGGAUUCUCGGUUAUUGCUGCUGUUCUUAGGAAGGAGAUGUCGGUUAAGAUUGUUACGGAUGUUCUGUCAUUCAUAGGAUCUACUGUCUUGAUCCUAUGCACUUACAAAGGUUUGAGAUAUGGAGGAGAUGCAGGAAAUGAAGAUAUUUACAAUCCACUUCUUGGCAAUGGCAAUGGCAGAAGCAAAGAGUGUAAAGUUGCUACUGUGACUCCAUUUUCGGGAGCAGGUUUCUUCAGUAGAUACACAUUUUGGUGGCUGAAUCCAUUGAUGAGAUUGGGGAAGGAGAAAACUCUUGAGGAUGAAGAUAUGCCAAAGUUGCGGGAGGAUGAUCGAGCAGAGUCAUGCUACGUGAAGUUUUUGGAGAAACAUAGCGAACAAAGGGAGUCUAGUUCAACAUCCCAGCCGUCAAUCUUGAAGACGAUAUUUUUAUGUCACUGGAAAGAGAUAUUCAUGUCUGGUUUCUUCGCACUAUUGAAGGUAAUCACUGUUUCCGCAGGUCCUUUGCUGCUCAAAGCUUUCAUCAAUGUCGCUGAAGGCGAGGAGGAUUUCGAAUACGAAAAGUAUGUAUUGGUUAUCACACUUUUCUGUACAAAAAUGAUCGAAUCCAUAGCUCAACGACAGUGGUACUUUCGAGCAAGACUACUCGGUCUUAAGAUAAGAUCUUUGCUCUCUGCAGCUGUCUACCGAAAACAGCUGCGAUUAUCUAAUGCCGCUAAGCUGAUUCACUCCAGCGGCGAAAUCAUGAACUAUGUUACCGUGGAUGCCUACAGAAUCGGAGAGUUCCCUUUCUGGUUUCAUCAGAUAUGGACGACGAGCAUCCAGCUUUGUUUUGCAAUUGCCAUUCUCUUCCAGGCUGUUGGACUUGCUACGGUUGCAUCUGUGACUGUGAUAAUCAUCACUGUUCUGUGCAAUAUGCCGUUGGCGAAGCUACAGCAUAAGUUUCAGAGCAAACUCAUGGUGGCGCAGGACGAAAGAUUGAAGGCCAUGAGCGAGGCUCUUGUGAACAUGAAGGUUUUGAAGUUAUACGCGUGGGAGACUCACUUCCGGCGCGCUAUAGAGAAUCUGAGAAAGGUUGAAGAUAAAUGGCUGUCGGCUGUUCAGAUCCGGAGGGCGUACAAUUCUUUCCUUUUCUGGUCUUCCCCUGUGUUAGUCUCGGCAGCUACCUUCGGCGCUUGCUACUUCCUCGGCGUUCCAUUGACUUCUAGCAAUGUCUUUACAUUUGUUGCGACGUUGCGCCUGGUUCAGGAUCCUGUUAGAACUAUCCCCGAUGUCAUUGGAGUGUUCAUUCAAGCGAAUGUCGCUUUUACUAGGAUUGUGAAGUUUCUCGAGGCGCCCGAGCUGGAAACUGCAAAUGUCCGGGGAAAGUCACUCGCAGAUGAUACUAAUCACAGUGUCUGUUUCAAGUCGGCCAAUCUUUCGUGGGACGGGAAUCAAUCAAAGCCAACACUACGAAACAUUGAUUUGGAAGUUAAACAAGGUGAAAAGAUCGCAAUUUGUGGCGAAGUAGGUUCAGGGAAGUCCACCCUCCUCGCGGCAAUUCUUGGAGAGGUCCCGAUAACCGAAGGAACUGUUCAAGUACACGGGACCAUUGCCUACGUCUCGCAAUCUGCUUGGAUUCAAACAGGGAGCAUUCGAGAAAACAUUCUGUUUGGUUCUGCCUUGGACAGCAAGAGGUAUCACGAUACGCUGGAGAGGUGUUCGCUGGUAAAGGAUCUCGAGCUUCUGCCGUAUGGUGAUCUCACUGAGAUAGGUGAAAGAGGAGUUAAUCUCAGUGGCGGACAAAAACAACGAAUCCAACUCGCCCGUGCUCUUUAUAAAGAUGCUGAUAUAUACCUCUUGGAUGAUCCUUUUAGCGCUGUCGAUGCACACACCGCCACAAGCUUGUUCAACGAAUAUGUUAUGGCAGCCUUAUCGCAGAAGACAGUCUUACUCGUUACUCAUCAAGUCGAUUUCCUUCCUGCAUUCCAUUCCAUCUUGCUGAUGUCCGAUGGCGAGAUUUUACAUGCUGCACCUUACUCUGAAUUGCUUGCAUCUUGCCAAGAAUUUCGGGAUCUUGUCCAUGCACACGAAGAGACUGCCGGUUCUGAAAGGCUUUCAGAAGUAGCUGCUUCUCAAAGGGGCAAAGCCUCGCCAAAAGAGAUUCGGAAGACGUACGUAGAAAAUGCUACGGCGCCGGGAGGCGAGCAGUUGAUAAAGAAAGAAGAGAGGGAUGUUGGGGAUACAGGAUUUAAGCCUUACAUUCUCUACUUAAAGCAGAACAAAGGCUUUCUUAUCUUCUCCGCGGCUGUUCUCAGUCACUUAACAUUCGCCAUCGGUCAGGUGAUUCAAAAUUCUUGGAUGGCAGCGAAUGUCGACGAUCCGCGCGUACAGACGCUGAGGUUGAUUCUUGUGUACUUGCUGAUUGGCGUUGUGUCGACGCUAUUUCUGAUUGUUAGAACCGUGGCCACAGUCAUGCUCGGAAUGCAGGCGUCGAGAGCCUUGUUUUCGCAGCUACUGAUAUCUUUAUUCCGAGCUCCAAUGACAUUUUACGACUCAACGCCUCUCGGGAGAAUACUAAGCAGGGUCUCGGCAGAUUUGAGCAUCACUGAUCUCGACAUCCCCUUCAACUUCGUGUUCACAGCCGGAUCGACUAUAAAUUGCUACACUAAUCUCGCAGUGUUGGCUGUCAUUACAUGGCAAGUUUUAUUCGUUUCUGUACCAAUGAUCUACGUUGCUAUCCGCCUGCAGAAGUAUUACUUCGCCUCGGCGAAAGAGUUGAUGCGGAUAAAUGGGACGACAAAAUCUUUCGUCGCAAACCAUCUGGCUGAAUCUGUGGCCGGGGUGAUUACUAUAAGAGCAUUCAAAGAAGAAGACAGGUUCUUCGCCAAGAAUCUGGAACUAGUCGACACGAAUGGCAGCCCGUUCUUUCACUAUUUUUCGGCAAAUGAGUGGCUGAUUCAGAGGCUAGAGACUCUUAGUGCUGUUGUUCUUUCCUUCGCCGGCCUAUGCAUGGUCUUGCUUCCUUCGGGAACAUUCACCUCUGGAUUUAUCGGAAUGGCUCUGUCCUACGGUCUCUCGCUCAACAUGUCCCUUGUCUUCUCCAUCAACAACCAGUGCAUGCUCGCGAACUACAUCAUUUCAGUCGAAAGACUCGACCAGUACAUGCACAUCGAAAGCGAGGCGCCUGAAGUUAUCGAGGAGAGUCGCCCCCCUGCCAACUGGCCGAGCGAGGGCAGAGUCGAAAUAAAAAACUUGGAGAUAAGGUAUCGACCCGAUGCACCGCUUGUUCUAUGCGGCAUUACUUGCACGUUUGAAGGAGGCCACAAGAUUGGCAUUGUCGGAAGAACAGGCAGUGGGAAGACUACACUUAUCGGCGUAUUGUUCCGUUUGGUCGAGCCGGCCGGAGGGCAGAUUCUGGUGGACGGUGUCGAUAUCACAAAAAUCGGGCUUCAUGACUUGAGGUCACGUUUUGGAAUUAUUCCUCAAGACCCGACUCUUUUCACCGGCUCUGUGAGGUACAACUUGGAUCCAUUGGGACAACAUAGUGAUGAGGAUAUAUGGGAGGUUCUGGGAAAGUGUCAACUAAAAGAUGCUGUGCAAGAGAAAGAAGAGGGACUAGAUUCACCAGUUUUAGAAGACGGAUCGAACUGGAGCAUGGGGCAAAGGCAGUUGUUCUGUUUAGGGCGCGCAUUAUUGAGGAGAAGCAAGAUUUUAAUCCUGGACGAAGCGACUGCGUCAAUAGACAAUGCGACGGAUAUGAUCCUGCAGAAGACGAUCAGGACUGAAUUUGCGGAAUGCACUGUGAUCACUGUGGCUCAUAGAAUACCGACGGUGAUGGACUCCACGAUGGUUCUUGCCAUCAGCGACGGCAAGGUGGUGGAAUUCGACGAGCCGGGGAAGCUGAUGAAGCGGGAUGAGUCGUUGUUCGGGCAACUAGUGAAGGAGUAUUGGUCUCACUACCAAUCUGCAGAAGAAUCUGCAUAUUAACUAACUUAAGGUAACCUUAAGGUUUAAUUUAGAUAUUGGCAAAAAAUGAAGGAAUGAAUGAUCUAAUAUAUCAUCAUGUAGUGUAAUAUUGUUUUGUGUAGUAAGUAAAUGUGUGAAGGAAGGCUAAUGUUCAAUGA
Molecule: messenger RNA, 4828 nt
Organism: Andrographis paniculata
Lineage: Eukaryota; Viridiplantae; Streptophyta; Magnoliopsida; Lamiales; Acanthaceae
Product: ABC transporter C family member 10
Exons: 12
Coding region: 240-4691 (1483 amino acids)
Biological process (GO): transmembrane transport
Cellular component (GO): plant-type vacuole; vacuolar membrane
Molecular function (GO): ATP binding; ATP hydrolysis activity; ABC-type transporter activity
Source: RefSeq, a predicted model, not a curated record